Molecule: messenger RNA, 1311 nt
Organism: Penicillium brasilianum
Lineage: Eukaryota; Fungi; Ascomycota; Eurotiomycetes; Eurotiales; Aspergillaceae
Source: the annotation of a GenBank genome assembly
AUGAGCGACCUAGACCGAGCGAUCGAGCAGCUGCGGGCCUGCCGCCUGAUCCCCGAAUCCCAGGUCCGCGAGCUGUGCUACAAAGCGCGCGAGCUCUUAAUCGAAGAGGGCAACGUCGUCUCCGUCGAUGCGCCGGUCACCAUCUGCGGCGACAUCCAUGGCCAAUUCCACGAUCUAAUGGAAUUGUUUCGCGUGGGUGGUGACGUUCCCGACACUAAUUACCUAUUCAUGGGCGACUUUGUCGACCGCGGGUUCUAUUCGCUCGAGUCCUUCCUCCUCCUCCUCUGCCUCAAAGUGCGCUAUCCCGAUCGUAUCACCCUUAUUCGCGGAAACCAUGAGUCGCGUCAGAUCACUACCGUAUACGGUUUCUACGAUGAGUGUAUUCGCAAGUACGGCAGUGCCAACGUCUGGCGAUACUGUUGCGAAGUGUUCGACUACCUGGCGCUUGGCGCUAUCGUCCUCGGCGCUAGCUCUGAACUGGAGCCCACCUCAUCGGGUGCCGGUGAUAUGACACAGUCUACGAUGCCCGUUGAUGACGGCGAGCUGGAGACGGAGGUGUUAAAUUCGCGCGGAGAAGUCACAAUGAGUACAUACCGCCCGCGACAGCGCUCCUCCUCAGAUGCAUCCACAGACUCGCGGAAUAUCUCACCCCCACGCGAUAUAUCUGCCGCGCCAGGCCAGACGGCGGCUCCAACUCGCACCGGCGCUCCCGGAACGGGCGCCAGUGGAGACGGUAACGGCAGUGCGACGACCAGUCGUACGGGUGCCGUGCUCUGUGUCCACGGCGGCUUGUCACCCCUGAUCGACUCUGUUGAUAAGAUCCGGCUGAUCGAUCGGAAACAAGAAGUGCCCCAUGAAGGUGCCAUGUGUGAUCUUCUCUGGUCAGACCCCGACGAGAUCGAGGGAUGGGGAUUGAGCCCUCGUGGUGCCGGGUUCUUGUUUGGUGGGGACAUCGUCAAGCAGUUCAAUCAUCUCAAUGGCCUAUCUCUUGUGGCACGUGCCCACCAGCUUGUCAUGGAGGGAUACAAGGAGAUGUUCGACGGUGGUAUUGUCACGGUGUGGUCUGCACCGAACUACUGUUAUCGCUGUGGUAAUGUGGCCGCCAUCCUGGAGCUGGGCGAAGAUGCCAGUAAUGGGGGCACCGUUGCUCGCAGCAACGGAGAAUACGGACGAAGCAACGGCGUUGUGGGCGCGAAUGGUGCCGCCAACACUGUUGUCAGUCCUGGGAGGAGAUACCGCGUUUUCGAGGCCGCAGCGCAGGAUACUAGGGGUAUGCCUGCCAAGAAGCCCGUGGCUGAUUACUUCCUGUGA